CACACAAAACUCCACUGAUUACAUAGUCGCGACCACCGGGCAGAGAAGCGUCUCGCGGGAAGAUUGAAGUCCGACGUCCUGCAGCUUCACUCCGUUUUCAGGCAGCAUGAACUCGCUCCCGGGAAGAGCCGCGAUGUCUCUGUGUCUCAGGCGCAUGGCGGCGGGCGGCAUGAGGGUCUUCGCCGGCUCCUCCGGUCACCCCGCCGGUGGCGUGCCGGCCGCCAGGGCCUCUCUCCAGGCUGUGCGUGUCUGCCACUCCGGGACGAGCCAGAAGGGCAGAGUCAGUACCAAGAAGCGGGGCUACGACAUCACCAGAAACCCGUACCUGAAUAAGGGAAUGGCGUUCACUUUGGAGGAGCGCUUGCAGCUGGGCAUCCACGGCCUGCUGCCCCCCUGCUUCCUGUCCCAGGACGUGCAAGUGCUGCGUGUCAUGAAGAGCUACGAAACACGCUCCAAUCCUUUGGACAAGUACAUCCUGCUAAUGACGCUGCAGGACAGGAACGAGAAGUUGUUCUACCGUUUGCUGACCUCUGACAUCGAGAAGUUCAUGCCCAUCGUGUACACUCCCACUGUGGGCCUGGCCUGCCAACAGUAUGGCUACGCCUUUAGGAGACCACGAGGACUGUUCAUCACCAUCCACGACAAAGGCCACAUCGCCACCAUGCUCAACUCCUGGCCCGAGGAAGACAUCAAGGCCAUAGUGGUGACAGACGGGGAGCGUAUCCUCGGCCUGGGAGACCUGGGAACCAACGGCAUGGGCAUUCCUGUGGGGAAGCUGGCGCUCUACACGGCCUGCGGGGGUGUCCAGCCACAGCAGUGUCUCCCUGUGCUGCUGGACGUCGGCACUGACAACCAGACGCUCCUCGACGAUCCCCUGUACAUCGGACUGAAGCACAAGAGAAUCCGAGGGAAGGAGUACGACGAUCUGGUGGACGAGUUCAUGCAGGCGGUGACGGACAAGUACGGGAUGAGCUGCCUGAUUCAGUUUGAGGAUUUCGCCAACAGAAACGCCUUUCGCAUCCUCAACAAGUACAGGAGUCGAUUCUGCACCUUCAACGACGACAUCCAGGGCACGGCCUCAGUCGCUGUUGCUGGGAUCUUAGCUGCUCUGAAGAUCACCAAGAACACGCUCUUAGACCACACCGUUGUUUUCCAGGGUGCGGGCGAGGCUGCUCUGGGUAUCGCUCACCUGCUCAUGAUGGCGAUGGCCAAAGAGGGAAUAAGUAGGGAAGAAGCUGCCAAGAGAAUCUGGAUGGUGGACUCAAAGGGUCUCAUUGUAAAGGGACGAGGCAAUCUCAACCACGAGAAGCUGGAGUUCGCUCACGAUCACGCUCACAUAAAGACCCUGGAGGAGGUGGUGUACACCAUCAAACCCACUGUGAUCGUAGGAGUCGCCGCUAUCGCUGGAGCGUUCACCGACAAGAUUAUCAAAGACAUGGCGGCCUUCAACGAGAGGCCGAUCAUCUUUGCCCUGAGUAACCCCACCAGCAAGGCGGAGUGCACCGCGGAGCAGUGCUACCAGCUCACAGAGGGUCGGGGCAUCUUCGCCAGCGGCAGUCCGUUCGACCCAGUGACUCUGCCUGACGGACGCACCUUCUACCCCGGCCAGGGAAACAACGCCUACGUCUUCCCCGGAGUGGCUCUGGGUGUCAUUGCCUGCGGAGUGCGCCACAUAUCUGACGACAUCUUCCUCCUCACGGCCGAGGCGAUCGCUAACAUGGUAACAGAGGAGCACCUGGCCGAGGGAAGGCUGUACCCUCCUCUCAACACCAUCAGAGAGGUGUCCUUCAAGAUCGCAGUGAAGAUUGUCAACUACGCAUACACGCACAACAUGGCGUCCCUGUACCCUGAGCCCAAAGACAAGGAGGCGUUUGUGCUGUCUCACAUCUACAGUCCGGAUUACGACUCCUUCGCUCUGGACACCUACAGCUGGCCACAGGACGCCAUGAAAGUCCAGGAUGUGUGAUCACGUAAAUACGCUGACUCAGCGUAAUGCACAAUUUCUGCUUUGCCUCCGUUCAGAAAUGUUGACGAUUUUUUUUCCUUUUUGCUUUCUCUUUUUGUUUCUGUCAUUUUUUUCUUCCUUUUAUACAUUUUAGUAAGUCUAUAGUUGUAUUUUGCUCUUUCGGAACUGUAUUUCUAGUUUUCACUCCUCUGUAUUUGAUUGAAGGUCUUGACUGAGUCAAAUGUUUCAUAGCCACACUUACAAACAGCACAUGAACUAUCUUCAGCGUGACCUCUAUAACUUUGCUAGUUGAACUACACUCCGUCCACCAGAUUAUCUUGCCGAGACGUCGCCGUAUGUAGCGCUCUGUAGCGGAAAGGGAAAAUUAAAAGCACAGACGAGACCUUUCCCUCCCCAACAGUAGAAGAGGGCGGAGCCAAGCAGUGACUCAUUGAACUGAAGCCAGUGGCUUAAAUAACAAUGCAGUGGUGAACAUGAACGCACAAGGCGUCCUCUUGUCUGGCCACAAAUCAACAGGGGACUCAUGAUGAAGCUUUAGAAGCAUGACACCAGUGAGCUGACACUCCCAGUGCCUCUUCCUGCGUGGCCUCAGGAUUCACACACUGCUCCAUAUUCUUUUUGUUGGGCUUGUUUCUAAGAAGCCCGAUUCGGCUCGUCCCCGGAGCUGCUUCUGCGUAUUUUACACUCCUUAUUUAUCAGGUCACAUGUUUCAGCCUGCACACGAGACGGAGAAACACUCCGAUCGGCUUCUCCAUCUCUGGUUGAAUCGUUGUUAUUCUUAAUGGCACUUCUGUUUCGAGGAGGCAUUGUUGGGGAUCAAGUGUCUCCAUCAGGAUGUUUUUUGUAUACAAUGGUGUCUUUUCUCUUUUGGUUUUGUACAGCGCUCCUCCUGUCGUGGUGUUUUUGCCAAAGUUACUGAUGAAUUGUAUCGUAUAUUUUACUUCGAGAUGACAUGAUAUUCUGCAAGCUUUACUAUUUGGAAGAUAUGUUUGAAGUUUUUUAAUAAAAUUGUCUUCAAAAUA
Messenger RNA from Pseudoliparis swirei, 2988 nucleotides. RefSeq names its product malic enzyme 3, NADP(+)-dependent, mitochondrial (gene me3). Gene Ontology annotation, cellular component: mitochondrion. Gene Ontology annotation, molecular function: malate dehydrogenase (decarboxylating) (NADP+) activity; malate dehydrogenase (decarboxylating) (NAD+) activity; NAD binding. The transcript has 15 exons. The record is from RefSeq and is a predicted model, not a curated record. NCBI's taxonomy places the organism in Eukaryota, Metazoa, Chordata, Actinopteri, Perciformes, Liparidae. Bases 107 to 1966 code for a protein of 619 amino acids. Gene Ontology annotation, biological process: malate metabolic process; pyruvate metabolic process.